AUGUCGACUAUUCAAUCUGGCGGUGGCUCUGCGACCGCUACAUCGUCUGAAAAAUAUGCCGUCGACACCAAUGGGAAUGUCUUCAAGGUGCCAGACUUUACGAUCAAGGACAUCUUGGAUGUAAUUCCCGAGAGAUGUUACGAAAGAAACCUGGCCAAAAGUUUGUACUACGUGGUGAGAGAUAUUGUGUGUAUGGUGAGCAUCGGUCUUUUCACACAUAAGCUGGCUUAUCCGUGGUUAUUCCAGGAGUCGAGUUCUUCGGCUUCUGUGCAAUUGGCCAAGUUUGUUUUCUGGCUCUCAUACACGUACGUGCAGGGCUUGUUCUCGACCGGGUUGUGGGUUCUAGCUCACGAAUGUGGCCACCAGGCGUUCUCUGAUUACGGAGCUGUCAACGACUUUGUCGGUUGGACGAUCCACUCUUAUCUGUUGGUGCCCUACUUUUCGUGGAAAUACUCGCAUUCCAAGCACCACAAGGCCACCAACCAUAUGACGAGGGACAUGGUAUUUGUGCCGCCAACUGCCGAGGAGUUCAAGGAAAGGCGCGGAUUCGUUGGUGACAUGCUUUACAACCACACGGGCGACUCGCCUUUGAGAACCUUGGGUGAACUUUUGCUGCAGCAACUGGGCGGAUGGAUCACUUACAUUAGCACGAAUGUCACCGGUCAAAAAUACGAGGGAGUCGCAGCUUGGAAACAGAACCACUUCUACCCAUUCUCUCCCUUGUACGAGAAGAAGGACUCCCUCUACAUUUUCCUGAGUGACGUCGGAAUCGUCACACAGCUUCUGGUGCUGAAAUUGUGGUUUGACAGGUUCGGAGGCUGGUCCCUGUUCAUCAACUGGUUUGUGCCUUACAUCUGGACAAACCACUGGUUGGUCUUCAUCACUUACUUGCAACACACAGACCCCACCGUGGCCCAUUACGAUGCCGACGAGUGGACCUUCGCCAAAGGCGCCGCCUCGACGGUUGACAGACAAUUUGGCUUUGUUGGUCCAUACAUCUUCCACGAUAUCAUUGAAACGCACGUCAUCCACCAUUUCUGCUCGAGGAUUCCCUUCUACAACGCCCGUGAAGCGUCCGACGCCAUCAAGAAGGUGAUGGGCGAGCACUACAAGUCCAGCGAUGAGAACAUGUGGAAGUCGCUGUGGAAGUGCGCCAAGGGCUGCCAGUACGUGGAAGGGGACAGCGGCGUGCUGAUGUUCAGAAACGUCAACAAGUUCGGCGUUGGGGCCGCCGCUGACGGUUCAAAGAAGCACAACUAG
Torulaspora globosa is the source of this 1260-nucleotide messenger RNA. RefSeq lists its product as uncharacterized. The record is from RefSeq and is a predicted model, not a curated record. The coding region runs from base 1 to 1260 and encodes 419 amino acids. Gene Ontology annotation, biological process: lipid metabolic process. Gene Ontology annotation, molecular function: oxidoreductase activity. Lineage: Eukaryota; Fungi; Ascomycota; Saccharomycetes; Saccharomycetales; Saccharomycetaceae. The transcript has a single exon.